GUUGAAGAGGGAGGAAGGAGCUCGAGGCCGCGGGGAUGGAGGCGAGCCAUUGGCCCUGGCAACGGUCCCCAUGGCAACAGCGUGGCCCCGCCUCCCCGGUUUAGGUUCAGGCAGUGCUGAGGUGGAGCCGGCUUGGCCUCAUGAGGUGUCACAAUGAAGGUGAAGUUGAAAAAUGUUUUUGUCGUCUACUUCUUGGUGUCACUGUCCGGCCUGAUGUAUGCCCUGCUGCAGCUGGGACAGCCUUGCGACUGCACCCAGCACAUGAAGUCAGCCAGCGACCUGAUCCGUGCCAAGGAGAAGAAGCUCUCGCAAAUGCAGAAUGAGCUCAAGCGGCUGCAAGGGCGAGAGAAAGCACCAGAGCCGGCCGAGCCGGCCAUGCCUUUUAUCUAUGUGGUUACCCCGACGUACGCAAGGCUGGUACAAAAGGCCGAGCUCGUGCGCCUCUCGCAGACGCUGAUGCACGUCAAGAACCUGCACUGGAUCGUGGUGGAGGACGCUCCCGCCAAGACCCCGCUGGUCUCGGAGCUGCUGUCCCAGAGUGGCCUGCGCUUCACCCACCUCCACGUGGAGACCCCCAAAGACCUCAAGCUGAAGGAGGGGGACCCCAACUGGCUGAAGCCCCGCGGCGUGGAGCAGCGCAACCUGGCCCUGCAGUGGCUCCGGAAGAACCGCGAGCUCCACGACAAAGGGACCGUGUACUUCGCGGACGACGACAACACCUACAGCCUCCGACUCUUCGACGAGAUCCGUGCCACCAAACGCGUCUCCGUCUGGCCGGUGGGCCUGGUGGGCGGACUCCGCUUUGAGCACCCGCUGGUGGAGAACGGCCACGUCGUGGGCUUCUACACAGCGUGGAAGCCGAACCGGCCCUUCCCAGUGGACAUGGCCGGCUUCGCGGUGGCCCUUCAGCUGCUCCUGGCCAACCCGGAGGCGCGCUUUGAUCUGCUGGCCGAGCGUGGCUACCUGGAGAGCAGCCUGCUGCAGUCGCUGGUGUCCAUCGAGGAGCUGGAGCCCAAAGCCGACAACUGCACCAAGGUCCUGGUCUGGCACACGCGGACGGAGAAGCCCAAGAUGAAGCAAGAGGAGCUCUUGCAGAAGCAGGGCCUCGGUUCCGAUCCCGGCAUCGAAGUUUAGCACGUUCACACUUCCGGCGAAGGAUAAUGCGGCCUCUCCGGAGUGCAGUCGUCUACAGAUCUUCCUAUGGUGCACGGAAACCUUUUCUAUUUAUUUAUUGAGCCCUGUAUGGGAGACACACGUCCGUCGAGAAGAGAAGACUUUCCAUAAGUGCUGCUAAUAUUCCCCUUUUGCUGGCGAAGGCCCUCCUCUGUGCCAUUUUUCCACCGUGUGUCCUUUUAAAUAUAUUUUUCAAGUGCUGCCAUCUUCGAACUUUGUUGACGUCGGAACACUUUUAUUUCCCAGACCCGGCUGUGUUUCACUUCCAAGACGAAUAUCCGUUUGUUAUGGUUUGACAUACGCUCUUGAACGCUGCCUCUCAAAAUGCAGGGCUUCGAGGGUGGAGAGAAAAGAAACUAUAGUGCAACUUAUAUUCAUGGCUGGAUGGCCAUCUGUCGGGAGAGAUCAGAUGGUGUCUUCCUUCCUGGGCUGGACUGGACGGACGUGGAAUGGCUCUCUUCCAAUGCUAGGAUCCUGUGAUAGAUAUAAUAUAGAGCAUAGUGCAUCUUAUCCUAUCCGUAGCUAGAUGGCCAUCUGUCGGGAGGGAUCAGGUGGUGUCUUCCGUCCCGGAGUGGACUGGAUGGACCUGGAAUGGCUCUCUUCCAACACUAGGAUCCUAUGAUAGAUAUAAUAUAGAGCAUAGUGCAUCUUAUCCUAUCCAUGGCUGGAUGGCCAUCUGUCGGGAGGGAUCAGAUGGUGUCUUCCUUCCCGGGCUGGACUGGAUGGACCUGGAAUGGCUCUCUUCCAACGCUAGGAUCCUAUGAUAGAUAUAAUAUAGAGCAUAGUGCAUCUUCUCCUGUCCAUGGCUGGAUGGCCAUCUGUCGGGAGGGAUCGGGUGGUGUCUUCCUUCCUGGGCCAGACCUGGAAUGGCUCUCUUCCAACGCUAGGAUCCUAUGAUAGAUAUAAUAUAGAGCAUAGUGUAUCUUAUCCUAUCCGUAACUGGAUGGCCAUCUGUUGGGAGGGAUCAGGUGGUGUCUUCCUUCCUGGGCUGGACUGGAUGGACCUGGAAUGGCUUUCUUCCAACACUAGGAUCCUAUGAUAGAUAUAAUACAGAGCAUAGUGUAUCUUAUCCUAUCCGUAGUUGGAUGGCCAUCUGUCGGGAGGGAUCAGAUGGUGUCUUCCUUCCCGGGCUGGAUUGAAUGGACCUGGAAUGGCUCUCUUCCAAUGCUAGCAUCCUAUGAUAGAUAUAAUAUAGAGCAUAGUGCAUCUUAUCCUGUCCAUGGCUGGAUGGCCAUCUGUCUGGAGGGAUCAGGUGGUGUCUUCUUUGCCAGAUUCCAAAACAUUGGAUUUCUUUGUCAUUCGGAACCGAUUUCGGAGAGGAGCUGGUUCCUCUCCUCCUGAACUGCGAGAGCAUGUUUUGUGUUGGUUGCCCCGUGCCCCAGCUGCAUGUUACACGCAUGCAAAUUGGUCAAUAAACAUACGUGUUCCCGCUA
This is a messenger RNA of Anolis carolinensis (green anole), 2606 nucleotides long. RefSeq names its product beta-1,3-glucuronyltransferase 3 (gene b3gat3). NCBI's taxonomy places the organism in Eukaryota, Metazoa, Chordata, Lepidosauria, Squamata, Anolidae. The transcript has 6 exons. Gene Ontology annotation, molecular function: galactosylgalactosylxylosylprotein 3-beta-glucuronosyltransferase activity. The record is from RefSeq and is a predicted model, not a curated record. Gene Ontology annotation, cellular component: Golgi membrane. Gene Ontology annotation, biological process: carbohydrate metabolic process; chondroitin sulfate proteoglycan biosynthetic process. Bases 154 to 1134 code for a protein of 326 amino acids.